Messenger RNA from Lutzomyia longipalpis, 654 nucleotides. RefSeq lists its product as uncharacterized. Lineage: Eukaryota; Metazoa; Arthropoda; Insecta; Diptera; Psychodidae. The transcript is spliced from 2 exons. The record is from RefSeq and is a predicted model, not a curated record. The coding region runs from base 126 to 569 and encodes 147 amino acids.
AUAAUUAAAAUAUAUUAGUACAAGGGAAAAGAAAAAAAAAACAGGAAAAACAAUUUCAAGAAAAUUUGGGAGUAUAAAAGUCGUAGAAUUCCUUAGAAUAUUUCAGUUAUAAGUUUCUUUCUAUCAUGAUCCGUUUUAUCUUGUUAAUUACUUUGCUCCCAGCUUUGGCUCUUGGGGACGAUUGGAAUCUUCGUGAGUGCGAAGGUGUGCCAUUGCCAACGGAUUUUAGUAUUGAUGAGUGCCCCAAUGGCAGACCGUGUAAAUUUGAUAUUGAUAAGACAAUUCAUGUUAAAGGAACAAUUAAAAUUGAUCAUCCUGUAACGAAGUUACCAAGCGUCGUAGAAGCUAUCAAACCUAACGGUGAAACAAUUAAUUUUGGCAUUCCUUCAGGAGAUGCUUGCAAUGCUGUUGUUGAGGCAAAAUGUCCUCUAGACCCAGGAACGUACACAAUUUACUCUCCUGUGGUGAUUAAAGGGACCCCAGGUGAGGCAGUUACAACUCGCAUUGUUAUUCGUGAUCAGGACAACAAAGUGGUUGGUUGCGCCUCAACAGAUACCCAGUUUCAUUAAACUUUUUCGAAAAUAUGUAGGUACAUACAUAUGUAUUUAUAUCGAAAACAGGAAAAAAAAUUAUAAAAUAAACCUGUUCCAUAAA